UUUUGUUGCAUGCAUCGCGUGUUUGAUGCCCAGAGACGGUCACUCCUGGUGCGUAACGAAAAAAUGACUUCUGCAGUCGCGCUGACGGGAUUCAGAAUUGGCCCUUUGUAUUUCUUUGACCAGCCAACAAAACGAAAUCGGAUUAAAGGAACACGAAGCAGCAUUUUGCAUUUUAAUUUGCCAAAUGAAGGAGCGCAGUCAGAAGACACAACUCAAAGUAUUGGAGAGAAUGACAACCCAGAAGGUACACGUGAUGAGCUCACUCCGAGGCUGCCAGGUGAAACAUGUGGAGAUGUUAAACCUGAUACCUCCUCUGCUGUCGGUGCUGCACUCAACAUAAAGGACCACGAUCCAGUGGAGGCAUACAAGAGAGCUGCACCUCAGUUAUUAAACGAAGUGGCUCGACUACUUUCUCAACAUAAGUGGACUGAGGAGGGGCGUAUUCCUCAUGGGAUUGUUAAUAUUCUGAAUUACUCCUGGAGAGAUCUGGCUGCGGGGUCGGUGCACUUAAAGAGCCAAGAAGAGGCUGGCACACGACGAAAGACGCCCAGAGGUUCAGUGAAUUUGGAUGAAGGUUCAUCCCGUCAGGUGUCCCCCAAAGACAAAAGGGAGGCAGAAGAGAGAAACUCGUGUGUUGUGGGAAAUGCUGGUCCCUCUGUGAGAAAACCACAAGUCAGCUCAAACCCACGCGUGAAAAAGCGAAAACACUCUUCAAAUAGAGCUCAAAACUCCACCACCGGCAGUUUCUCCAUGUCAUCCAACAGCUGCAGUAAUCCCGGUUGGAUCAUCCAGCCAAAGCAGCCCUCCUGUGAUGAGCCUCAGCAGAUCAGUUUGUGUCAGUGGGUGGUGAAGCGACUCCAGGCGGCAAGAAGUCCAGAAAAACUGCAAACAACUGUACAGGACCUGAGCAAGCCCCUAUUGCUCCGUCACUAUGGUGAUGCAAAGGCCAAACUGAAAGACAGGAGAGCGAGGAGAAGGGCCCAACCUGCCACUUUAGUGAAUGGGAUGCCCCGGAUACCUGAAGUGGAGCAGCAGGAUCCAGAACGGCAGAAACUACACUACAGGAUGAAAGACGGCUCCUCGUUCAUAUACUACCCGUCUGGCUGUAUCGCAGUAUGCGCGAGCCACUCAGGUCUGCCCUGCGGAGGCCUCUACACCAACGUGUUCAGUGACGGCGAGUGUCCCGUUAUUCUGGCGACUAUCACGGCGUCUGGGCACGGGGCCGUGACACAUCCUCUCAGCUCUACCAUUACAGCAGUGUGGGACCAGGCCGGUGGAUUCCUAUGUGACCAUCAUGGGAACAUAACUAAGGAAUGGAGCUGGCAGACAGACCGCACACUGAGGGAGAAUAUUGUUAUACAGUUGUCAGAUGUAAUCUCUGUGAGGCUGCUCAGUGGAACGUCUGCCAUGCUCAGCUUCAGGUGUAACAACGAAAGCGUUCAACUUCCUUUUUCGGCUCUGACCAACAUUAACCAAUCACAGGAAACGACUGAAGCAAAGUUUACCUCUGAUUCUGCUCAAGACUUGCUGUUGAGGAAGUCAAAAUCCUCUGCUGUGGUACUAGAGAGCAAGAGGAACCUGUUCCUGACACCCAUGGUCAGAGAGGUGGAGGGGCUGGAGGAGCCGUCAGCACAGUGGAGGAGAAGAGGGCAUGUUGGCAGGGAGCUGAAGAUGCUUCAGCAGAGAGUCAGAAGCAUCCUGGACGGCUGGCUGGAUUAUUACCAAGUGGCCAUCGGUAUCAAGUGUCCUGACACGGAGCGGAUGUCAGUUGCCCCACUGAGGACCAGGCUGAGGAGAGAGGUACUGUCAACCGCUCUGCCCUCCCUGCACCCACCUGAGCGGGCAGAUGCUGAGCCAGUCCGGCCUGAGAGGGGAAGAAAUGAGUUACGUGAGCUACACAGACAUCCGUCAACAGUGGAAGGACCUCGGGACUCCUACGUCAAGCUGCCAAGGUCAGUGAUUCUUCAAAACAGCGCAGAUUUGCAGCCCUCUGCUGUCACCCGCUGUGCAGCCCCGCCGUCGGUCACGCCCACCACCCCCUCCACCCCCCUCACAGCGUGCCCUGCUCUGCUGAGAGCUGCCCUGCUGGGGGAGGGAGGGCGCAGGCGGUGCUGCUGCAGCGCUAAACUGAUGCCAGUGAUCACGGACCUGGAGUACGAUGCCUUCAUUAUGGGCCAGCCUCCACACAGUCAACAGAUCCUGGUGGUGUGCGUGACUCCGCCCCUCCGACCCGUCAACACACGAACGGUAUCCGACCAGGACGUGCUGGAGCAGCUUUACAGGAGGAGGAACAAGCACAGGAGCAUGCCCUGUACUCAGUGCCAGAUGGAUUCAUUUCGCCUGGUGAGGUAUGAGAUGUCAACCGGAGAGCCCAGCUGUGGAGGGGAGAACAUGCUGCUGCAGCAGCGGCACAACGCUGCUCCUGGAAUGGUCCUGAUGUACAUCAGAGGGAAGCUGCUGUUUGUGGGCCACAUAUUCAGUGGUCACAGCUGCUCUGUCAGGGACCUUCAAAAGCAAAUCUCCAGAACCAGGGGAGACUACAGAUUAGGUCUAAGCCUCUCUUCAGACUACAAGUACAGUGAUACAGUUAAUAAACCUGCAGCAACAGAUGCAAACAACUCACAGGAUGCAACACUAAAAAAAGGAGAUGACACAACACGGACUGCUUCAGUGGAAAAAGAAAAGACCAAUGAAAGAAAUAACUAUCAACUUCCUGGUGUAUCACGACAACGACGAAGAGACUUUUGUAUCAAACCACACAAGACUCCAGCACUCACAUCUGCUGUUAUCACGCACUGAAUAUGCUCCAGGGACGGGGUUAUGACCAUAUCGGUCCACUUAUAGUGAUUAAAAAGUCUCCAAACUGCAUCAACUGUGGAUUCAUGCUUUUAAGUUAAUGUGCAAUCAAACUCCAAAUACCUCUUUUGCUUACAAUCUAACUUGGAGUCAAUGAUUAGUCUCAUUUGCUCCUGACAGGCAAAAUGUUUUUCAACUUUUACAACUCUUGGAGGCAUUGGGGCUAAAGAUCUGUAAUCAAAGAUAAUCAGUGAAAGCUGAUGUUUCAGUUUGCUUUUCAUCAAUGGGAAACAUCUGUAUUUAUUGUAAUAUUUUAAGAGCAGAUUUAAUAA
Molecule: messenger RNA, 3128 nt
Organism: Anoplopoma fimbria (sablefish)
Lineage: Eukaryota; Metazoa; Chordata; Actinopteri; Perciformes; Anoplopomatidae
Exons: 18
Coding region: 10-2799 (929 amino acids)
Source: RefSeq, a predicted model, not a curated record